Racocetra persica is the source of this 2315-nucleotide messenger RNA. Lineage: Eukaryota; Fungi; Glomeromycota; Glomeromycetes; Diversisporales; Gigasporaceae. The record is from the annotation of a GenBank genome assembly.
AUGACUAAUACAACUUCAAAUCCUGGUAAAAGACCACCAUCAGGGCCUGUUGAUGCUGCUACUUCACGCGAAAAAAGAUUAAAAACAAUAGCUUGUGAUAGAUGCCGACGGAGAAAAGUUAAAUGCGAUGGAGAUGGUUAUAAUCAUCUACCUUGUAAAUAUUGCACUUCUGUGGGGCUUGAAUGCACAUACGGAAAAAACGCUAGCCGUACAAAUACCAAUCAAUCUCAAAUAGCAUCAUCUAAAACAAAUGUUUCUUCACAACCUAUUCGUAAUCCAACUCGUUCAAAAUCCACAUCUGCGACAAACGGUCCGCAGUCAACAUCUCGUCAAAGAAGAGGAUCUCAAUCUAAUCAAAGUACGAGAACAGCAAAAAAAGCAACCUCUUCUACAAGCACGUCAUUUUCUAUCGUUACGUCUUCUUCGAAUACAAACACAAACUUAAAUCGAAUUAUUCCCCAAGUAUUACCUAUACUUGAUAAUGAUUUUGAAUAUUUGGUUAAAUUGUUUUCUUCCAUGUCUUUACAAAAUGAAGAUCAAGUUCGUCAACAAUUUAGUCAUUAUAUAUCACAAGUUCAAGAUGAAAAAGAAACUAUUUUGAGACCUCAUAUACAUGAUAUACAAAAAUUAGAUGAAUUUUCUCAUAGAUUUGUUAACUCGUAUUUCGAUAAUUUUCAUCCUACAUUUCCAGUAUUACAUAAAGCAUAUUUUAAUGAACGACUUAGAGAUACAAAUAAAACAAUGCCCCGUAUUUUAUUAUAUGCCGUUUGUGCGAUAGGUUCAAAUUAUUUAGAUGAUUCAAUGGCUAGAAAAGAUCAUAACGAUUCUCAUAUUCUCGGUUUAGAAUAUUACGAACAUGCUCAAGGAAUGUAUGAUUCACGAAGUUUUAAAGGUUGUACAUACAUAGGAAUGGCCACAACAUUCGCCACCGCAAUGAGAUUACAAGAUAAGAAUGCAUCCGAAGGUUUGUCCACUAAUGAAAAAGAAGCCAGAAAAAGAUUAUGGUGGAGUAUUAUGGCCGUUAAUAAUAUACAAUCAGUAACCUUGAACCGCAUGUCAACUAUUUCGGAUAAAUAUUGUACAAUUGAAUUUCCAGAAUUCGAAUCAUUAUUUACGCUCGACGAAUUCGAAUCCAAAAUUAUAAAAUAUUUCAUACAAUAUUUUAAAAUUACAAAAAUAAUGUAUGAAAUAUUAGAAAUUAACUUUUCUGAGACUAAUAAUAAUAUUGAAAGAUCUGAAGAAAAACUAAAUAAUUGGGAAAAAGAAUUACCACCAUAUUUACGAAUAGAAAAUUGUGAACCGUUGACGUUAUCCACGGAAAUAACAAUUGAACACCUCCGGGUCUAUUUAUGCAUUCUCUAUAAUUAUGCAAUGAUUAGAAUUCACUAUAUUAAUAUUACGUCAGAUCACAGCAUGGCAACCUGUGCAAAAGCAGCAAAUACUAUCACAACAUUUAUAAAUAAGAAUUUCUUGAUCAUGAUUAGUAGCACACCAUUUAUUAUUCAUUACGCACUUUAUGCAGGAUUUAUUCAUAUAUUAAAUCUCAAGAAACCAAUGUGUGCUACUGUAGCCAAAAAUAAUGUUAUACAAACUCUCAAAUUAUUUCAAGAUAUGCUCGGUAUGCAAUCUUUACAAUCUAUACAUUCGACCAUAAAAAAUUUGAUUGCGAUUUUCACAUCUCAAUUAGAAUGUAUGGGAGAUAUUGACGAUGAAAUUUUAAAUGUUGCUAAAGCUGCUUUGGCAUCAAUUUCUUUAUCUACAAGAUCACCACAAUAUUCACCAAUAUCUCCAGUAACACCUUGGAUAUCGCAUCAAAGUCAUCAAACAAAUCAACAACGUCAAUCAGUUUUUGCUACAUCGCCAGCACCAUUAUCACCAAUAGAUCCACCGCCGGUAAAUUCGAAUAAACAUGAUUCAAAUUCAAUAAAUUCAAUAGGAAAUUCUACAUUGCUAAUGGUUGAUAAUUAUUCAUCUCAGUACGGACAUUCACAGCAGCAUAAUCAACAACAAUCUUCUACACAAUCAAGACAACAUGAAAGGAAUUCUACAGGAUCAUCUACUUCUUCAUUAACUAUAGGUAGAAAUGCGACAUCAUCGUUAACAAUGCCGGCAUCAUCAUCAUUACCACCACUUGGAACAGCAAUAACAGCUACUAAUACAACAUCACCAUCAUCAAUUCCACCAUCUAAUAAUAUGUCUAGUAAUAUGAGUAUUGGAGGAAAUUAUGUUACAGGAACAGAAAUUUCGGGAGGAUUAGCUGGAAUAUCACCAAUUGCACCAAUUGGUGGAAUUGGAAGUGAAAAUUCCGCUCCAAU